Hippocampus comes (tiger tail seahorse) is the source of this 1759-nucleotide messenger RNA. RefSeq names its product rab GDP dissociation inhibitor beta. Gene Ontology annotation, molecular function: Rab GDP-dissociation inhibitor activity. Gene Ontology annotation, cellular component: cytoplasm. The record is from RefSeq and is a predicted model, not a curated record. The annotation marks the transcript as partial. The transcript has 10 exons. NCBI's taxonomy places the organism in Eukaryota, Metazoa, Chordata, Actinopteri, Syngnathiformes, Syngnathidae. Gene Ontology annotation, biological process: protein transport; small GTPase-mediated signal transduction; vesicle-mediated transport.
AGAGGUGUGCCCACCCAAACAGAAGCACAUGCAUUUUUACAUGAUUUCUCUUACUUAUCUGUCAAAUUGACUUUACAGCUGUACAGGAGGUUCAAACUUCCGUGUCCUGUCACGUCUUCUGUUCGGGGUAAAGAGUGGAACGUUGAUCUUAUCCCCAAGUUUUUCCUUGCCAAUGGUGACCUGGUGAAAAUGUUGGUACUGACUGACGUGACUCGCUAUCUGGACUUCAGAGUGGUGGAAGGGAAUUACGUGUACAAAGCAGGGAAACUGCACAAGGUCCCCGCUACUGAGGAAGAAACGCAUACUUCAGAUCUGAUGGGCAUGUUUGACAAGAGGAGGUACAGGAAGUUGUUGCUUUUCGUCCAGAACUUUGACGUGAGAAAACCUCGCACACAUCAGGACAUCGACCCAGACCAAACCACAACCCGAGAUCUCUUCUGUCACUUCGAUCUCGGACUGGACGUUGUGGAGUUCAUAGGUCAUGCCAUAGCCUUGCACAGCAGCGAGAGUUAUCUGGACCAACCCUGUGUGGAGACCAUUAAGCGGAUCAGAUUGUAUGCCGAGUCUCUGGCUCGCCACAACACCAGCCCCUACCUCUACCCUGUGUUUGGAUUGGCAGAACUACCGCAAGGAUUUGCAAGAUUGAGCGCGGAGUACGGAGGAACUUUCCUGCCUCACCAAACGGUGGAUGAGAUUGUGUUGGACAACGGCAAAGUGACAGCCGUCAAAUCUGAAGGGAAGUUGUUCCAAUGCAAACAACUUAUCUGCGACCCCAGCUACGUCCCUCACCGAGUGAGGAAAGUGGGGCGAGUCAUCAGGGUCAUCUGUUUAUUAAAUCAUCCUGUGAAAAGCACACAGGAGGCCAAAUCAUGCCGGAUCGUCAUCCCUCAAACACAACUCAGCAGAAAGUCUGACAUCUUCAUAUCUGUCGUGUCCUACGCGCACAACGUGGCCUCGGAUGGGUUUUAUAUUGCUACAGUGAGCACAGCUGUUGAAACCACCCAACCAGAGAAAGAAGUGCAGCCAGGCCUGGACCUUCUGGAGCCCAUCAUGCAAAAAUUUGUUUCAGUCAAGAAACUGCUUGUGCCCAAUGAUGAUGGAAACAGGAGUCAGAUUUUUGUGUCUCGCUCAUAUGAUGAAACCAACCACUUUGAGAGCGAGUGCGAGGACAUUAAGGACAUGUACCGUCGUAUCACUGGCACCGACUUCUGCUUCAACUCACAAAGGCAUCCGUCACGCAGCUCAGAUGAAGACUGACCUUUUCAUCAAUAAGGUAGACAGCAGAGGGGGGAAAUUGUUUCAGUGGAUGUCACCAUCUCUGCAGCCAAGGGGACACAAAAGGGAUUGAAAAGGCCUCCCUGCCGAUUUGGGCCCGGCGCACAAAGCCUGGCGUCUGGCGAUGAGAUGAAUGCGGAGGAUUAAUAGAUUCUGUCGCAGCUUAUGUGUGACAAGGACAAAGCCGUUGAAUGGUGUCAUGUGCUUCACACACACAGUGGUGCCGCAGGGCAAGCGUAAGAGGCUUAGGCAAGUCAAGGACAGUCGACACGAUCGACUGAAGUAGCGACCGAGGUAGAAAGGUGGACCGCACCUUUGAUGAAGCAUCAGUGGGUUUCGUCUUCGUUGUCCUUUUUCACGGGAUUCUUAUUUCUGUCUCUUCUCCUGAGACCUUUUUAAAUAGACAUGUUGUAUCUUCUUUUCAAUCAAGUUACCCUCAUGAAUGGCCUAUAAAUCGUUCAAAAAUACAUUCCUUUUUAUGUGA